CCACGCAAGAAAAACAAACAAAAAAACAAGCAGCGCCUCUUUUUCUUUUUCUUCUAUUUUUUUUUAUUUUUUUGCAUCGUUUCUCAAUGUGCUUCAUGCCGGAGAGAUCAGUUCAAGUGAUUGAGCUGACGUGAGGAAAAUAAGGGAGGUAAAAAAAACAAAGUGGUAUCUGCAACAACAACAACAACAACAACAUAAAAACAACAAGAAGACGUCUAACAGGACUUGGAGGAGCUCCAACUACGAGACCAAAGUCGAGGUACACUGUCAUGGCUGUCAUGGGCCGGAUCACGAUGAAAUCUCUCGCCAAAUUUGGGUUUUGCCUGACGAUCCUCCUGACUUCUGUGGCCGCGGCGCAGGGUGAGGAGAGGGAGUGUGCCUUCACAGACCAGCACCAGCAGUGGGAGGUGGAUCGAGUGGCGGGGGGCGAAGGCCGGGUCUCCCCAGAGAACACCACCAUCCGAUGUGCCAAGGGCAGCCACUGUUUUGGACUGUGGGAGAAAAGUCCUCCAGGCGAAGUGCGACUUGUCAAACAAGGUUGCUGGACACAUCUGGGCGACCACCAGGCUUGCCGUGACGACCGCUGUGUCGUGACCAACCUCCCCCCACAGAUGCAGAAUGGGACGUACCACUUCUGCUGCUGCGGCAGCGACAUGUGCAAUGUCAACUUCACAGAGGACUUCCCACCGCCCAGCCCCACCACUGCGCAACCCAUCUACUCUCGCACACUGGGCUACGAAGAGACAGUAAUUAUCACCCUGGCAACAGUCUCCGUGCUGGCCGUGCUUGCUGUAGCAGCCUUCUUCGGUUACCGCAUGAUGCACGGAGAUGGGAAGCAAGGGCUUCACAACCUGAAUAUGAUGGAGGCUGCUGGCUCUGAGAGCUCUCUGGACCUAGACAAUCUCAAACUGCUGGAGCUGAUUGGGCGUGGCAGAUACGGCACCGUCUACUGUGGCUCUCUGGACGAGCGACCCGUGGCUGUGAAAGUGUUCACUGCAGCCAACCGGCAGAACUUCCUAAAUGAAUGCUCCAUCUACCGGCUACCGCUGUUGGAGCAUGACAACAUCGCUCGGUUUGUGGCUGCAGACGAGCGGACAGGCCCAGAGGGACGCACUGAAUACCUGCUCGUCAUGGACUACUACCCACAUGGCUCUCUGAGUCGCUACCUGAGCGUCCAGACCAACGAUUGGGUCAGCAGCUGCCGGCUCGCUCACUCCGUCACUCGCGGCCUGGCGUACCUGCACACCGAGCUCUUCAAAGGAGAGGGACUGUGAGUCGGCGCUGAAGCAGGUGGAUAUGUACGCCCUGGGCCUGAUCUACUGGGAGACCUUCAUGAGAUGUACCGACCUUUUCCCUGGAGAAUCUGUGCCAGAGUACCAGAUGGCCUUCCAAGCGGAGGCAGGGAACCACCCGACGUUUGAGGACAUGCAGGUCCUGGUGUCCAGGGAGAAGCAACGGCCCAAAUUCCCCGAGGCCUGGAAAGAGAACAGUUUGGCGGUUCGCUCUUUGAAAGAGACAAUGGAGGACUGCUGGGACCAGGAUGCAGAGGCCCGCCUCACGGCACAAUGUGCAGAGGAACGACUGGCAGAGCUGCUCCUCAUAUGGGACCGCUCCAAGUCUGUCAGCCCUACACUCAACCCCAUGUCCACCACCCUGCACAAUGAGAGAAAUCGCAUGACACCGAAGUCUGGCCCGUACACAGACCACCCCUCCACCUACAUCGAAGAGCACGAGGGUGUGCCCAAGAACACGCAGCAGGACACCACUAGCUCUGUAAGCGGUCGAGCCGUAGCUGGGACCGGAGAGAGAAACAGGAAUUCAAUCAACCAGGAGCGGCAGCAGCAAGCCAACGCCCGUCUGCCCAGCCCAGAGGGCAGCAGCACCAGCAUGGGCCUGAGAGGCAGCCCCUCAGCCUCCACUACAACCACCACUAUUAUCUCUGAGUCUGAGGGACCUGUAGUGGUCGCCACAGUCCCCGUCUGCCUCCACCUGACCCAGGAAGACCUGGAAACCACCAAGCUUGACCCGAAAGAAGUGGACAAGAACCUGAAGGAGAGCUCGGACGAGAACCUGAUGGAGCACUCACAGAAGCAGUUCUGCUCACCAGAUCCACUGAGCCCCGGCAGCUCCAGCCUCCUUUACCCGCUCAUCAAGAUGGCCACUGAGGCAUCGGGCACUUCAGACCCCCCUGGGCCCAUGCCCACCACCAUCUUCCCCCUGCCCAAGCAGCAGAACCUGCCCAAGAGGCCGUCCAGUCUGCCCCUGCGCACCAAACCCACCAAGAAGGAGUCGUCAUCGUCUUCGCUCAGGUUCAAGUUCGGUCGCUCGGGGAAGUCCAACCUGCGGCAGGUGGAGGGAACAAAGAUGAACAUUGGUGCAGUAACGAGCACGAACACAGCCGUAGAGGCUCAUCGGGGCACAGGCACGAACAACACACCUGUCCUACGAGACACGCAUGUCAACGGCAGCGUUAACGGCGCCGUUAACGGUCACGCCAGCACUGCGAUCUCGUCCAUGGCUACGGGUGGAGCGACAGGAUUCGGAGGAUCCAGCAUAACUCAGAACGGGUCGGGAGUGCUGAGGUCGGACGACGGCCGCCUUAGCCUCGGCGUCAUCACAGCCAGCCCCGACGAACACGAGCCCCUUCUGAGCCGCGAGCGAGAGCAGCCCGACCCGAGAGACGCGUCCUCGAGCGUCGCCGCUCUCCGCUCGGCCCGACCCAACACCAACAACAACAACAGCAACACCGGCCACGGCCAGGGGGACGGGGAGAGCGGAGGAGAGAGCGAUGGAGGAGAGGAGGAGGGGAGCGGGGAAGGAGGAAGCAGGGAAACCACGGGGCCCCCGGGAGAAAGCUCGGGGUCGGGAUCCGGCGCCGCCGACCACCACGGGCAAGCUCCGGUCACCAUGAGAGGGGAGGCCCUGCUCAGGCAGCCCAGAGCCCGCAGGCCUGAGAGACCCAACUCCCUGGACCUGUCCUUCACAACACAGGACUUGGCCUCACUAGGGGAGGGCUUGGUACAGCCAGAUGGAGCCUUGGGGGGGACAGGAGAGAAGAUCAAGAAGCGCGUCAAAACCCCCUACUCCCUGAAGAAGUGGCGACCCACCACAUGGGUCAUCUCCACAGACACCCGGGGGCCGGAGGUCAACAACAACGGGUCCUCCCGCGGUCAAGGUCACAGUCAGAACCGGCCCAAGUCCAGUUCGGCUAUCUACCUGCGGGGGGGGAGCUUGGCCAGCGAGCCCAGCGACACGCAUGUGUGAACUCAGACCCUCUGACAAGACUGAAGAAAAAAAAUUUAAAAAAUAACCAGAGAGCGUUUGGUUCUCUGUCUGUUGAGCUCUCUGCUCUGAAUCAGCAAGAGGAAGCUAUGAUGGAGUGUCUUGUGAACAAACAGUCGAGUCUGAUCGUGUACAGUAAUUAGGUCUGUCUCGCUCCUGUGUGUCUUUCUGAUGAUGGCAUUGCUUUAAAUGGAAUCCAGCUAUGCAGCAUUCUCACCCGCUUGUUUCCGUAUCUUAUUAAUCUCCCCUUUUUGUCGGUUUUUGUUUCAUCCUUUACAAACGCGUAGCAAUCGAUUUCUUUCUUUUUUCUUUUUUUUUCUAUAUGUGCACUUUGAACCAAUUAAAAUCAGUGUUUAGAAGUCCUGUCUGUUGCGACCACGACAAGAAAGUGGUCUCUAAACUUAAAAAGGCGAUGAAAAACAAUCAACACUUUGAGCGUUCUUUUCUCGUACUUUGCUGUAUCAAGCAACGUCCUGGAGUGGGCUCUGUAAAAGAUUUGACGGUCUUAAAAGACGGAACAAACUACUUUAACUUUUAUCUUUUUAUUUCCUUGAUUUGUAUGCAAUACCAAUUCUUGUCCUUUUUAAACAUGUAUCCUUUUUUUUGUAUCAUAAUUUUUAAUUGUGCAAUAGGAUGUAGCUUUUAGAUGCUUUCGAUGUUUUUAUCGCUUCCAUUACUUUGGUCAUUAUUUUGAUAUGUUAAUCUCUGUUGCACUUAUGAAUAGUCACAAUCGUUUUUUGUAAACAAUCUACCAUACGCUACCACCCCCCCUGACUCAAGAGGAGAAAAUGGAUGACAAUCCUCUUUCCUUCUUCUCUGGACUAUUUUUAGGGGGCACAAAAAACACUAAACAAUCACUCGCAGCUGACUGGAAAAGUGGGUUUUCAUGGAACUCCUCUGCUUGCACAAUUACACCAGGAAUGGCUCAAACUUUGGGGUCUUUUAACACUACAAUCACCAGAAUCAAAUCUACGGAGGGAUCUGUUACAGUGGCCCGACGCAAUCACUGUACCACUAUCACCUGACCUCACUGUGGACUGUGUGUUUUAGCUGUCUGUAUAUGACUGAAAGACUUGAAACACUAGAAAGAUCGAACUCUGUUGGAAAUCCGAAACUAGUCUAAAAAAAAAAAAACCCCACAAAAAAACCAAACCCCUCUGAAGCACGCUGGAUAUUAUUUCUGCUUCUUGUUGUCUCAUCCCUUGAUGUUCAAAUGACUGAUUCAGUGUGUGUGAGAGAGAGAGAGUGUGUGUGUGUGUGUGAGAGAGAGUGUGUGCACAUGUUGUGUUUCUAUAUGUCAGCAAGCAUUAGAAUUAUUGGGGCCUAGCGCUGUACAGGCGUGCUGAAAUGUCAUUGUACUCAUUCUGUAUUUUCAGCGCUGCUUCAGGGCAUAUGAAAAGAUCUCAUUUAUGUUUUUGUAAUCUGUAAUUUGUAUGAAAAAAACAUAUGUAUGUGUAUUGCAUUAAUAUUUGCAUCAUUUUUAUGGAAUUCUGUUUUUGCAUUCAAUGGACAUGGCCUUUGAUUCCAUUGCUAUGCGUCUGCUCGGUACAGUUUCUGUAAACAUUUUCAAGUCAAUAUGAAAGAAAAAGUUCUCAAUAAAUGUAUGAAAUAAUUGUUGCUUA
Molecule: messenger RNA, 4904 nt
Organism: Morone saxatilis (striped sea-bass)
Lineage: Eukaryota; Metazoa; Chordata; Actinopteri; Moronidae
Product: bone morphogenetic protein receptor type-2-like
Biological process (GO): protein phosphorylation; BMP signaling pathway; vasculature development
Cellular component (GO): plasma membrane; signaling receptor complex
Molecular function (GO): ATP binding; transforming growth factor beta receptor activity
Source: RefSeq, a predicted model, not a curated record